GUGCAGCGGAGGAGAUUUUAAUUGGCGCAUGGGGGUGGCUUCGUGCUGAAACUGGCUGCCUCCCCUCAAGGGAGGGGAAGGAAAAGUGUCAGGAACUUUGCUGACUUUCUUUAAGCACCUCUCUCUCUUCUCCCACAGGUCGUCUCUGCUCUCACCAUUCCUCCUGCCACCGGCGUUAGCCGCUUCCCCGAUCCCGCGGCAGAGAGGGGGUUAGAGCCCACGGCCCCACCAUGAACGAAGUGUCGGUUGUGAAGGAGGGCUGGCUGCACAAGAGAGGGGAAUACAUCAAAACGUGGCGUCCCCGGUAUUUCCUGCUGAAAAGCGACGGAUCUUUCAUUGGCUAUAAGGAGCGGCCAGAGACGUCCGACCACAGCUUGCCACCUCUGAAUAACUUCUCGGUAGCAGAGUGCCAGCUGAUGAAGACUGAGCGGCCUCGGCCCAACACCUUCGUCAUCCGAUGCCUGCAGUGGACGACAGUCAUCGAGAGGACCUUCCAUGUGGACUCUCCUGAAGAGCGCGAGGAGUGGAUGCGAGCCAUCCAGACGGUAGCGAACAGCCUAAAGAACCAGGAACCGGAGGCAGACCUCAGGAAUUACAAGUGCAGAUGUCCCGACGACAGCACCAGUGCUGAGGAGAUGGAGGUGGCUGUCAGCAAAACCCGCACCAAGGCUACCAUGAAUGAUUUUGAUUACCUGAAGCUCCUGGGAAAGGGCACUUUUGGCAAAGUCAUCUUGGUGCGGGAAAAGGCCACUGGCCGCUAUUACGCCAUGAAAAUCCUACGGAAAGAGGUCAUCAUUGCAAAAGAUGAGGUGGCACACACUGUCACAGAAAGCCGGGUGCUGCAGAACACCAGGCACCCCUUCCUCACCGCACUGAAAUACGCCUUUCAGACCAACGACCGGCUGUGCUUCGUCAUGGAGUAUGCCAACGGCGGAGAGCUGUUUUUCCACCUCUCAAGAGAACGUGUCUUCACGGAGGACCGAGCCCGUUUCUACGGUGCAGAAAUAGUCUCUGCGCUGGAGUACCUGCACUCCCGGGAUGUGGUGUACAGGGACAUUAAGCUGGAAAACCUCAUGCUGGACAAAGACGGCCACAUCAAAAUCACCGACUUUGGGCUCUGUAAGGAAGGCAUCACGGACGGAGCCACCAUGAAGACCUUCUGUGGCACUCCUGAGUACCUGGCUCCAGAGGUCCUGGAGGACAAUGAUUACGGCCGUGCCGUGGACUGGUGGGGCCUGGGAGUUGUCAUGUAUGAGAUGAUGUGUGGUCGCCUCCCCUUCUACAAUCAGGACCACGAACGCCUCUUUGAGCUGAUCCUUAUGGAGGAGAUUCGGUUCCCUCGUACCCUCAGCCCUGAGGCCAAGUCCUUGCUGGCCGGGCUGCUCAAGAAAGAUCCCAAACAGAGGCUCGGCGGAGGUCCCAACGACGCCAAGGAGGUGAUGGAGCAUCGCUUCUUUGCCCCCAUCAACUGGCAAGAUGUGGUUCAGAAGAAGCUGGUCCCACCAUUCAAGCCCCAAGUGACAUCUGAGAUAGACACACGGUAUUUCGAUGACGAGUUCACCGCCCAGUCCAUCACCAUCACCCCUCCGGAUCACUAUGACAACAUGGGCUCCCUGGAGAACGACCAGCGGACGCACUUCCCCCAGUUCUCUUACUCCGCCAGCAUACGGGAGUAACCAGCCGCGGCAGCAUUCGGCCUCUGAGGAGGAGGAGAAGGGUUUGGGGGUUUGCUCGCCGCAGGAGGGACUGCUCUUCUGUGCCCAGCAGAAGUGGGGGGACACUGUGACUUGCUGGUGCUGCGCCGCGGCGCCUUUUGGAAGCCGUACCCCCACCAAGUGCUCUUGGUCUGCAGCUCCCACCCCGGCACCAGGAUGUCAGGAUGUGCCUCCUGCCCCUAGCCUGGGACUGCUUUGAUUUUAAUUAUCAUUAUUAUUAUUAUUAUUAUUUUCUUUUUUUUUUUAA
Molecule: messenger RNA, 1962 nt
Organism: Athene cunicularia (burrowing owl)
Lineage: Eukaryota; Metazoa; Chordata; Aves; Strigiformes; Strigidae
Gene: AKT2
Product: AKT serine/threonine kinase 2
Exons: 13
Coding region: 231-1676 (481 amino acids)
Biological process (GO): protein phosphorylation
Molecular function (GO): ATP binding; protein serine/threonine kinase activity
Source: RefSeq, a predicted model, not a curated record